AGAUGGAGAACAAUAGAUGUUUUACAAUCUGCUGUAAGAUUCUCGCAUUCAUGGACCUCACUUUUGUGUUCUUUGCAUAGCAAAGUUACCCUCUCUGUGUGUCAGGGUAACUCUGAAGUGCCUUUUUCCCCCUCCCCCUGACUCUAUCCUCACAUAAACCCUCUUGAUCUAUUAAGGUAGCGCGACUCGGGUUGCGAAUGACCACAGUCACCAAUUCUUGUCAUGUGUCUAUGUAUGUCUGAUCUCAGAAUUGUGUGUACUGAAACUCUAACUUCCCUCUGGGAUUAAUAAAGUAUCUUUGAAUUGAAUUUAAUUGAAUUUAGAUCUGUGGUUAGUUCUCCAAGACGUUUAGUACAACCUACCAGCCCAGUUCCUUCAGCAACUGUGUUCAUGUGUAGCUAGAAGAUCUGAUGUUGUUUGGAAGGCAGAGGGUUGUCAUCCCAGAUAUUUAUCUGAUUUAGAUUUCUCUUUGGUUCAUUCACAUUAACAAAAAUAGACAGACUGACAGAGACAAGACAGACAGAUAGAUAGAUAGAUAGUAGGGGUGUGCCGGUACGCCUGACAUCCCGGUUCAGCACGUAACUUGGCUUAAUGUUAUGGUUCGGUACGUUUUCGGUACAGUAAAAUAAUUUAAAAAGCUUUUCUUAUGUGUAAACAGUAAAUUCUUUAUUUACAGUUAAAUUGAGCAUUUACUUGCAUUACAUUCUGCAAGAUAUUCCCAGAAAAUGAAAAUGAACAUGUACAAUGUUUAACAUAAAAAUAUACUGGUUUCAAUAUUGGAAAAAUGCAGCAUCAACAUUUGACUUGCUCUUUACAAAUAAACCAAGUGCAACUGAAAGAGCUGGCUUAACUACUGAAAUAAAGAAUUAUUUUUGUUCAUGCAAGCAAAACUUUUAAGAAUAUUUAAAGUGCAACUAUUCUUGUAAUCUCUUGUAAACUCUUUAACGUAUAGUCUGAGAAUAAAAUAGGAUAAAAAAAUAAAUAUAUGCCAGUUGAAAUAUUUUUGCAGGAAUCUGCAAGAUGAUUAUUGUGCAGUUUUUUUUGAAGAACUUAAAGUGUAAAUAAAGGAACAAACGGAAUUAUUCAGACUGAAAUAGGUUAACAAAAACAUUCUGCAACAUUAGGAGAUCCAGCUUGUUUAGGUUCACUCAACCUUCAUGUGUUUUGCCAGAAAUAUUAGUUUGUCCACAUUGUCUGCAGAAAGGGCAGGUCUGUUGGCUGUUACCAUAUCUCCAGCAGCAGUAAUAAUGAUAAUGAGGACAAACGGCAAUUUUUACCGCGGUUUUGCUCUAAAACAUCAGUUCAGUCCCUGUGAUCCACUGUUUACCUCCUCUCUCCCUCCUCUCCUGUGGGUUGGAACCCACACCUUCGCGCACCGGUGUGACGUCAUCAGAAUUCUGCUCGGUUCCGUGAUUGAAAUAUGUUUCCCUACCGCUCCUCACGGAAGCGGCAAAAUAACGUUUAGCGCUCAUAACAAGCGGAUUCUCAGCGCUUUGCUCAUAAAACAGACACCAUUAGUUCUAGUAACACCUGGGCUCCCAAGGCCUGUUCUGACAGGAUGUACGUUACGGGACCCUUAAGGAUUCCAGUUGGAUGAUUGGAGGAUUAUUUAGGAGGAUUGGAAUGAACAAACUGGUUUCAGUGGUGAAGGGUUAAAUGAGUGAGUGAACCCACUACCAAGGAUGAACUCUGCUAGCUUUAAAAACCAGCUGCUCUAAAUAAGCAUGAAGGUCAGAGAGGAGCUCUAGGAUGGACAUGGAUAAAGGAACUGUAAUGUAGAGGUAAAGUAGGGCAGGGCCAACAUUAGCAGCUGUCAUACGGUCCAUCUGAAAUGUUUGACUUUCAUUUAGCUUGUUAUGUGAUGUGACAGGUUAGAGCACAGCCUCAUGUUAGAGUUUUGUCAUGAAAACAUUGAGAUCCCUCACACACUGAUGGCGUCUAAAAAUUAACAUUUUUGUUUCAAAAUAAAGAAUCAUUUUAAUCACAAUUGAAACGUACAAUCCUAGAAAAACCUCGUCCAAUCAGUGUGCAUGUCCUGUUCUCACUGAUUGGAUAGAAAUCCUUCCAUCAAACUGUGUGUGUGUGUGUGUGUGUGUGUGUGUGUGUGUUCGUCCGUGUGUGUGCGUGCGUGUGUAUGUGUGUGUGUGUACAUUUGUGUGUGUGUGUGUACAUUUGUGUGUGUGUGUGUGCGUGCACACAUGAGCGUGUUGUGGUUUUGCACUGAUGAAACCAUCUUUACGCUGACAAAAAUGUAUCGGUACCGGUACCGAAGGGGGGGUCCGAGGACCUGGUAUUCUGGAUCUGUACGGAGGUCUCAUCCUGAAGGGUAUGUGUGGAGCGACAAAAUGGCGUCUCAUGUGUUUAUGAAACUCCCAUCAUAGCUUAAGAGCAAAACAUCACAACAUCACUCAGACUUGUGUAACCCGGUGUAAAACCCAGAUUACAAUAGAAACAUCAUGAAUAAUGAAAUAUAAAUGGAAAUUUACAAAACAGUUAAAACAGGAUAAAAGACCAAAUAAGAUAAAUAGAAAUCUAAGCAUUCAUACAUUCAUAGUUAAAAAAAAAGAAAAGAAAAGAAAAUACAAACUUCUUGAAAAUAGUCAAAUAAGAAAAGCUAAAAUCGAGUAAAUAGAAAGUUCCAGUAAAAUUGAGGUAGCAACUGACUAACCAAUCACGUGGCUAGCCAGCUAUUGCAUCAGCCAAUAGAAUUUAGCACUUUCUGCUGCUCGCCACGCAGCUUUCACUUGCCAGACGCGCUGAGACGCUGACGAGGAAGCACUUGCCGUGAAGAGCAAACUAGGAUGCACUAGCAGCCGUUACUUGAAAAACAAUUACUCCAAGUUCGAGAUACAGAGGUCCGAAGACCGUGAUUUGCCGUUACCCUUGGGAAACCCCGUGUAAACCAAGCUGACUUUUCUUGGUCAGGUUUUUUAUUUUGGAUUGAUUCACCUCGGUGAAUUGAAGAUUCUUGUUCCAGUUCUGGAUGGCGAGCCCCAGCCCAACCGAACCAUCAAGCCGAUUGUGGUGUCUCUGGUAAAUGGUCGCCCAGGGGCAAUGAACUUCUCCUACUCUCCAGUACUGAGGGAAUUCACCAAGGCCACCAACAUCAGGCUCCGCUUCCUGAGAACCAACACACUGCUGGGACACCUGAUGGGCAAGGCCCUCCGUGAUCCCACCGUCACCCGCAGGUAUUAUUACAGUAUUAAAGACAUCAGUAUUGGAGGACGCUGUGUGUGUAAUGGACAUGCUGAAGCCUGCAACGCCAAGGACCCCAAUGACCCUUACAAACUGCAGUGUGACUGUCAGCACAACACAUGUGGUGUGUCCUGUGACCAGUGUUGCCCUGGAUACCACCAGUUACCAUGGAAACCUGCCACAACCUACAGUGCCAAUGAGUGUGAACCGUGCAACUGUCACCGUCACUCAUUUGAGUGUUUCUACGACCCUGAGGUAGAGCGAAGGAGAGCCAGCGUGGACAUUCACGGACACCAUCGAGGAGGAGGAGUCUGUCUGAACUGCCAGCAUCACACCACGGGAGUCAACUGUGAGCGCUGCAUCCCCUCCUACUACAGGUCACCUGACUUCUCCAUCGACUCCCCUCUGGCCUGCUCCCCCUGUAACUGUGAGUCAGACUUUACGGACGGUACAUGUGAGGACCUGACGGGUCGCUGCUUCUGCAAACCAAACUUCACCGGGGAAAACUGUGACUCCUGUGCCAGCGGCUUCAUCAACUUCCCUGAGUGCUACAAACUGUCUGCAUCGUUAUCAGGCAUCCCCACGUAUCCCAACAACAACGGUGAGGCCAAACCUGCUGGAGAGAUCAUCAACUGUGAGUGCAGUGCAGCCGGCACGGUGGACAACUCCUGCAGACCAGACCCUCAGACUCAGACCUGCAUCUGUAAACCUGGGUUCAGCGGAGACCACUGCGACACCUGCGCUCCGGGCUUCCACGGACUCAACUGCCAGGCCUGUCAGUGUUCAGGUACAGGCUGUCUUGAUGGGUCAUGUGACCUGGUGACUGGUCAUGGAGUGUGUCGGAUUGGUUUCCAUGGUCACGACUGUGACCAGUGUUCACCUGGUUACUUCAACUACCCCGUCUGCCAGCUGUGUGGUUGCAGUGCCGUGGGCUCCCUGCCAGAGCUCUGCGACGCUGCCGGACGCUGCCUCUGCAGACCAGAGUUCCAGGGUCCUCGCUGUGAACAGUGCCGCUCUGGAUUCCACUCCUAUCCCAACUGUCAAGAGUGCUCCUGUGAUCCACGCACCUCACUGGACACCAGCUGCACAGCGUCAGGUAUCUGUCGCUGUCGGCCCAACUACAGCAGAGCAUCAUGUGACCAAUGUGCUCAGGGUUACUAUGGUUACCCGAGCUGUUCCGCCUGCCAGUGUUCCCCUGAGGGCUCUCGCUACUUCACCUGUGACCAGCUAACGGGUCAGUGUGCGUGUCUGCCUGGCGUGGUGGGGCUCAGGUGUGACCAGUGUGCACAUGGCUCCUAUGGCUUCCCCACCUGUCAAGCUGGGACUUGUCACCCCUCUGGCUCGGUCCAGUCGGAGCUGUUACCUGCGGGUCAGUGUGAGUGUCGGGGUCACGUAGAGGGCCCAGCUUGUGACCGGUGUAAACCUCUGUACUGGAACCUGUCCCCUGAUACUGCUGAAGGAUGCUCCAGCUGUGAGUGCAACGUUGCAGGAACUCUAAGCUCGGUUGCAGAAUGUGCUCAGGAAACGGGCCAGUGCCACUGUAAACCCGACGUGUGCAGCAGGACCUGCUCCGCCUGUAAGGACGGCUACUACAACCUGGAGCGCUACAGCUACUUCGGCUGCCAGGGGUGCCAGUGCGACAUUGGGGGCGCCAUAGGUCAGUUCUGUGCAGACCCACAUGGUCAGUGUCGCUGUAGACCCAACGUGGAGGGACCCAAAUGUAACCUACCUCGUCCAGAUCAUUACUUCCCAGACCUCCAUCAUCUAAGGUUUGAGAUUGAGGAAGGAACCAUGCUGGAUGGCCGACCGGUCCGAUUUGGGUACAGCCUUCUAGAGUUUCCAGACUUCAGCUGGAGAGGUUAUGCUGAGAUGUCCCCCAUACAGUCCAAAGUGUUGGUGUGGGUCUCUGUCAGCUCUCCAGACCUGUUCCGCGUGGUUCUGCGAUAUGUCAACUGGGGUGAUUCUGAUGUCCGGGGCAGGGUGACGGUCAAAGAGGACAGCUGGAGUCACUACUGUGGUAACUGCUCGGAACAGUCCAAACAGAUCCUCUUUGCUCCCAGUGAGCAGCCGGCCUUCGUCAACGUUCCUCAGAACAACUUUGUGGAGCCGUUUGUUCUGAACCCAGGAACCUGGACUGUGACUAUAGAGGCUGAGGGGAUCCUGCUGGACUACCUGGUGUUGCUGCCCAGUGCCUACUAUGAAGCUCCCAUCCUGCAGAUGAGAGUCAGUGAGCCCUGCAGCUACAGCUCUGGUUCAGACGCCAGCCAAAGCUGUCUGCUGUACCAGUAUCUGUCUCUGGAUUCCUUCCCUUCCAUCAAUGGCAUCGACGCCAGCUGCCGCAGUGACAACCAUCUGCCACGUCCCUGCCCGGCUGAGAAGGUCACCGCCCGUCACCCAGAAAUGGCCGUCUGCAGUGGGUUUGAUAUCAGCGUGGAGCUUCGCGUGCAUCCCAUUCCUCCAGGGGACUAUGUCAUGAUAGUGGAAUACUCCAGCGAGGAGGAGCUACCUCAGUCUCUGUCCGUUGUUGUCAACACGCCAGGAGCAAGAGCUCACCAGCACCAGGUCACCCUUCUGCACUGCAAGUACAGCUUCCUGUGCCGAGUUGUGGUCGUGGAUGAGCUGCACAGGGUGUCAGUCUUCUCCCUGCCCACUCACACGGAGAUCCAGCUGUCAUCAGACCAGGCCAGCUUCUUCCUGCACAAAGUGUUCUUGGUGCCUAAAGAGCAGUUUACCAUGGAGUAUGUAGAGCUUAAGGUCCACUGCAUCAGCACUCAUGGACUCUUCUCACCUGACAGCUCCUCUUGCAUCCCAUCACGCUUCCAAACCCCAUCAGACUCUCUGGUUCUGAAGGAGGGCCAGAGCUCCUCCACCGAGGAGGAGCCCGUCCACCACAGAGAUGAGCCCGUCUGGAUGGGAGGAGUCAGGCCUCCUUUUGGAGCAGACAACAGUAAUCACAUGAGACUGGACCCGCUGCAGAAUGCCGCUGUGUACUCUGCUCGUGUUCAGUCUCUGGGGCGCUACGUCUUCAUCCUCCAUCAUCACCAGCCCCUUCACCCCACCUUUCCUGUGCAGGUCUACAUUAAAGCAGGACAGAUCUGGCAGGGUGUCACCAAUGCCUCUUUCUGCCCUCAUGCUUAUGGUUGCCGUGGCGUGCUGGUCUCUGAGAACCAGGUCAUGCUGGACGUGACUGACCAUGACAUCUUCCUCACGGUGCAGGUUCCUGCUGGCAGGACUCUGUGGCUGGACUAUGUGCUGGUGGUGCCAGAGGCCAGCUACAGCUCCAGCUGCCUGAAAGAAGAGCCCAUGGACAAAUCCUACGACUUCAUCAGCAGCUGUGGUCAGAACAGCUUUUUCAUCAAUCCUUCCACAGCCUCUCCCUUCUGCCUCAGCUCGGCAGUAUCACUCUCAGUGUUCUUCAACAACGGGGCCAUGCCCUGCGCCUGCCAUGAGGUUGGAGCCGAGAGCGACACCUGUGAGCAGUUCGGCGGUCAGUGCAAAUGCUUGCCCAAUGUGAUUGGCAGAGACUGCUCCAUGUGUGCCACGGGCUACUGGGGGUUUCCCAACUGCAGACCAUGCACCUGUGGUACCAGACUGUGUGAACCGGUGACAGGGGACUGUAUCUGUCCUCCAAGGACUCUGCUACCAGAGUGCACCCAGUGUGAACCCCAGACCUUUGGCUGCCACCCGGUGGUGGGCUGUGAGGUCUGCAACUGCUCUCAGAUCGGUAUCGCCUCAACUGACGUUAGCUGUGACACGCUCAAUGGGCAGUGCAGAUGUAAGAACCACGUUGUUGGUCGCCGAUGUGACCGCUGUGCCCCUGGUUUCUAUGGUUACCCAAACUGCAGACCAUGUGACUGUAACGAGGCAGGAGCUGAAGAGGAUGUGUGUGACCCUUUUACAGGACAAUGCCUUUGUAAGGAGAACGUUCAGGGUUCUCGGUGCAAUCAGUGCAGGAUUGGUACGUUCCACCUGGACCCAACCAACCCUAAGGGGUGCACCAGCUGCUUUUGCUUCGGAGCCACAGACAGAUGCCACAGCUCAGAUAAAAGACGCACCGAGAUCAUGGACAUGAAAGGCUGGGUGCUGCUGGGAGCAGACCGACAGGAAGUCCCAGUGACAGUGUAUCUGGAUCAGGAUCUGGUGGAGGCUGACCUCAGUGACGUUCCUGAUGUCUACCAGGACCUCCACUGGCAUGCACCAGAGAAAUACUUGGGAGACAAGGUUUCCUCCUACGGGGGUUUUCUCAGGUACCGCCUUCACACCCAGACCAUGAGGGGGGAUGCGCUGCCUUUGCCAGCUGAAGCCUCCAGACCAGACAUCAUUCUAAAGGGCAACCAGAUGAGUUUGGUGUACAUGGAGAGAGAAUACUCCUCACCUGAAGAGCCUCACCUUGGAAUAGUUCACAUAGUUGAGGGAAGUUUCCAUCAUUCUCAGACAGGAAACGCCGUGUCGCGUGAGGAGUUGAUGAUGGUUCUGGUUCAUCUGGAGUCCCUGCAGAUCCGAGCCCUCCACUCUCAGUCUGCCCACUCUGUGUCUUUGCAUGGCGCCGUGCUGGAGGGGGCCGAGCCCUUGCCCUCAGGACGUCACGCCAACAAUGUGGAAAUCUGCAUGUGUCCGGCCAACUACCUGGGAGACUCCUGUCAGAAAUGUGCUCCAGGCUUCUACAGAGACACCAUCGGCCUGUUCCUGGGACGGUGUGUUCCCUGCAGCUGUAACGGACAUUCGGACCAGUGUCUGGAUGGGUCUGGAUCCUGUGUGAACUGCCUGCAUGGUACUGUUGGAAACCACUGUGAGCGGUGUAAGGAUGGUUUCCUUGGUAACAACAGUCUCGAUGGACAUGCUGUGUCCUGCUCCGGCUGUCCCUGCCCCCUGAGGGCCCCGUCCAACAAUUUUGCAGAGGGCUGUGUGCAGAAGAACGACGGGUUGCAGUGUCUGUGUAAGCCGGGUUACUCUGGACCACACUGCGAGAGGUGUGCUCCUGGUUUCUAUGGCAACCCCAUGGUGCUCGGUAGUCGGUGCCAGCUGUGCCACUGCAACGGUAACACAGACCCAAACAUGUUGUUCACAAACUGUCACCCACUAACAGGGGAGUGCCACAGCUGCAUGCACAACACUGCAGGACACCACUGCCACAUCUGUGCUCCUGGUUACUAUGGAGACGCCAUCACUGCCAAAAACUGCAGCAAAUGCAACUGUUCUCUCUGUGGGACCGAGUCAUGUGACCCUCACACGGGACAAUGCCUCUGUAAGCCCGGGGUCACUGGACAGCACUGUGAGCACUGCCAGGUGGACUCGUUUGGCUUUGACUCGUGCUCCGGCUGCCGUCAGUGUGACUGUGACACCUCGGCCGCUCUCGUCCAGUCAUGUGACCCUCAGAGUGGUCAGUGUUCCUGUCAGCCUGGAGUCACUGGUCCACACUGCAGGCAGUGUGCUCCUGGGUUCUGGGACUAUGGACCUAAUGGCUGCAGGAAAUGUGAGUGUAGCAGGGGCCUCUGUGAUCCCCGGACCGGAGAGUGCCACUGUCCCGAUGGAAUGACGGGAAAACAGUGUGACCACUGCUCCCAGGAAUACAGCGUUCCUGUGGAAGACGGUCAAGGAAUGCACUGUGAACAGUGUGACAGCUGUGUUGUUGUGCUGCUGGAGGAUCUGGAGGAGAUGAAUGAUGACUUCAGCCUCAUGUCCAGUCAGCUGACUCACCUCAACAGCAGCUCCAUGGCCUGGGCUCAGUUGCAACGGCUGAACCAGUCGAUAGAGAACAUCUCUCUUGCCGUAGAAAACUACAACAGCACGCUGGAUGAAAGCCGGAGCCGGGCCAACCUUCUGGACGCUGACAUCACAAACAUCAGUGAUGAUAUGGAUGAACUACAGCAACAGGCUGAAGCAACGGCUGAUCAAGUCGGUGACCUGGGGGUCAGAACUACUAAGGCACUGAAUCGGGCCGAAGACCUGCUGUCCUUCAUCAACAACAUCAGCAUGGAAAUGAACAAAAUCAUGAUGAUGGCAAAUCAGUCGUCCAAUGAGACAGAAGCUGAGCAGAAUGUAGAGGACAUGGAAAGGAAGAUGAGGGAAGCACAGGCCAUGCUGAGGGAGAUGAGGUACCGGAGCUGCGUGGGACAAAAGAUGCUGGCUGACAGGGAGAAAGCCGAAGCAGAGAAACUGUUGGGCCGUGUUAACCAGGAAUUAACAGGCCGUCAGGAAGAAAACAAGGACCUCGCCCAGGUGAUCAGGGACCAUCUGGCCCGCUUCCACUCUGAGAUGAUGGCUCUGCGAGAAGCCCUGAACGAGGCAGUGAACAACACCGCUAGAGCCACGGAGCUCAACAAUGCUAAUGAGAAAACUCUGGAGGACAAUCAGAGGAAAAUAGAAGACCUGGAAAUCAGAGAGCAGGAGGUCAACAACCUGCUGAAGAUGGCUGAAAAUGAUGUCGCUCUAGUCAAUGAUGCACUGUCAAUGCUACAGGACUCCAAAGAGGAGUACGAGCGUCUAGCUGCCCAGCUGGAUGGUGCCAGGCUACCUCUUACUGACAAAGUGAAGAAAUUUGGUUCGACUGACUCCUACAUUCCUCUGGUCGAGGAGGCCGAGAACCAUGCGGAGCUGCUGGACGCUUUAGCCAAGAACUUGUCUAGUGUUGUUGCAGAAACCAGGAAGGAGGGUAUUGUAGACGUCACAAAGGCUUACAGCAACAUAAUCAACAGCAUCAGUGAAGCUGAGGAGACCGCCAACAUGGCAGAGAAGGCUGCUAAUGACACUCUGGAGAAAAUAAAACAGCAGGACCUUGGUCAGAUGGCUGAAAUGCUGAAGAACACCAGUAUGGAACUGACUGAUGAAGGCAAACGGUUGGAUAAUGACCUGAACAACAACCUGAAAGCCAGACUAGAGGAUGCUCAGAGACGACUGGAUGAAGCUAAAACCAAACAUGAACAGACAACGACAGAUCUGGAAGCCAUUCAGGAUAAACUCAACCUGACCUCAAAUGUGACUCAGGAAAUAAAUGAAGUAAAGCAAGUUGCAGAUGCAGCCAACUCCACAGCCUCGCUGGUCAACAACCUGCUGCGACCCAUCAAAGAGCAGCUAGAGCAGUGGCAGCAGGUGUACGGAGACGCCAAUUCCACCAACGUGGACCUGAACAAUGCCCUGAUGGAUGCCAACAGCACCGUGAACAGGCUAGGUGAAACCAUUCCUGUGCUGAUGCAGAAACUGGAUGACCUUCAGAAUCACUCAGUCCAGAUGCCCAACAUCUCUGAGAACAUCAGUCGGAUUAGACAGCUCAUACAGCAAGCGCGCAGCGCCGCCAGCAAGGUCCGGGUGUCUGUGAAAUUCAAUGGGCAGUCGGGCGUUCAGGUGCGUACGCCAUCCAACAUGGCCGACCUGGCUGCCUACACCUCUCUGAAGUUCUACAUUACACUGGCUGAUGCAGUGCGGCGGCGACGGCAGGACAGCAUCACCAAACAGUUUGUCUUCUACCUUGGCAACAGAAAUUCCAGUAAGGAGUACAUGGGAAUGGCUCGGGAAGGGAAGCGGCUGCUGUGGUAUUUUAAUGUUGGAGGAGACACGGCUCAGGCGCUGAUGAAGGAAGAUGUUCUGUCAGAUGGAAACUUCAACGAGGUCUUCCUGGAGAGGAUCCUCCAGUACGGUCAGAUGUCCAUGUCCUCCAUCACCGACAGCGUCAAUGAGGUCACCAAGGCCAGCGUGGUUGCUGGUGGAGACGAGGGGCUGCUGGGCCUCCUGAGCAGCGACACUGUCUUCUACGUGGGGGGGUACCCCAGCAGUUUCACCCCACCUUCUCCACUUUCAUUGUCUAACUUCACGGGAGGCAUUGAGCUGGACACGCUGAACGAGGACGUGAUCAGUCUGUAUAACUUUGAAAACACCUUCCAGCUCAACACUACCGCACAGAAACCUUACGGCAGGUCCAAGUCCAAGCAGCCUCAGGCCUGGGUGAACGACGCAGCAUAUUUUGAUGGAACUGGUUUUGCUGAGAUCACGUUUAACAGUGAACAAAUUAACCCUCGCUUCGAGAUGGAAAUCAAACUGCUCUCACAUAAAGGAAUUCUCUUCCUGUUGCAAAAGGAGGACAAGUUCCUGUGUCUGGCAGUGCUUCAAGGACGACUGAAGGUCUACUAUGACUUUUACGGGACCUUGGUGGAUGCUGAGCCUGAACCAUUGCGAGACCUGACGAUGAGUGAUGGACAACCCAAAUCACUGGUGGUUAUCUUCCUGACGUCCCGGAACUCCAUCGUGGUCAGACACGCUCAGGUGAACCUCUUCCUCAUCCGGCUGGCGGCUACGAUCCCUCAGUUCGGUGACAACUACUACCUGGGAGGGGUACCAGAGCGACACGUCCCUGUGAGCUUGAAGAGCCUGUUUGUGAGGCAGAGGUCUGUGAGGGGCUGCUUCAGGAACGUGAAGGCCAGCAGUGGCUACAUCAACCUGAGGACCAUGAACUCCACGGGUGUCAGCUUUGGCUGCAACAGUGACCUGCUGGUGGCUCGUGAGGCUUAUUUCAGCGGUCAGAGCUACCUGGACCUUAACCUGACGAGUGUCUCCAGUCUGAAAAACAACUUCUAUGCCAGUUUCAGCUUUAGGACAGAACAAACAAAGGGGCUGAUGUUCUACCAUCACGAUCAGCAGGGAGACAUCUGUCAGGUGUAUCUGCAUCAGGGCUACAUCGUGGUAAGAGUAGGCAACAAUGAGAUAAGGACUCAGAAGACGUACAACGACAACAACAGUCACAACGUUGCUAUUUACAACAACAUGAACGGGAUUCGACUGUACAUGGAUGAUGUGCUGGAGAAGGUGACCGGAGGCAGUCAGCCGAGCACCAGGGCGGCAGGUGUUAGUACCCCUGAAGGAAGCACCUUCCUGGGAGGGAUGCCUAAUGCAAUGGUUGCUAACCUGACCGGAUGUCUCAGGAAUGUCUUCAUAAAGAGUGACACCAGUGUUCAGGCGGUUCUCAACCUGAUGAAAGCCAACGAAAACGUCAAUGUUCCUCUGGUGUGUCCUGCUGCUAAGAAACCUCAGCAGAUCAUUGCCGAGCCGUCCAAACGCAGUAACAAGCCCAAGGGUAGACACAGGAAACCAGGAUCUCUCAGUCGGAACACCAGGGAGUCCUGUCCAGGUGAGCUGCCGCUCUCUGAAAGCCGAGCAACCCACUUCAGCGGCUCCACCCUCAGCUACCACCGAUACCAUCCAGUACCUAGCUCAGUGCUUCAUGUCUCCUUAGCGCUGAAGAUAUCCUCUGAUGGUUGUGUGCUCUACGCCACCGGAAAGCAGCGUGACAAAGCAGUGAUGUCACUCAGCAUCUCCAAUGGCCUCCUGCAGCUUUCAUUAGACACAGAGAAUAAGAAAGUUGUGCUGCAAAGCAAAAACAAAUACAAUGAUAACCGAUGGCAUACGGUUUUCAUAAAGCAUGAAGGAAAGAGGCUAAGUCUGAUUGUGGAUGGGAUCAGCACCCAAACUCAGAGAAUACCAGAAAUCUCCAAGACCCGCUUCACAGGACCUCUAUAUAUCGGAGGAGUCCCAGCCUCAGUCACAACUGGAGGCUGUGUUGGAUUUGUGGGCUGUGUCAAGGAUCUGAUGCUGAAUAAAGACCCUGCAGGAAGCCCAACCCACAGCCAGGGCACAGUGCCAUGUUUCCAGAAAUCUCUGCAGCCCGGCACAUACUUCUCUGGACCCGGAGGACACAUGGAGCUGGAUGAGCUCCUGGAUCUGAGCCAAAAUCUAGAGAUCCAGCUUGAGGUUCGGCCCAUCUCAGAUUCUGGACUGCUGUUGCAUGCUGGAACGUCACCUAACCAUCACCUGAGUUUGGCCCUCAGCCACGGAAAGGUAAUCGUCUUAGUCAACAGUGACAAAGGUGAAUUCUCCACCUCCUUUUAUUCUGAAAAACCUCUGUGCAAUGGGCUCUGGCACACUAUCAAAGUGUUGAAGAAGGACAGAAGUCUGAGGCUGUAUGUGGACGGAGCCAGCAGUUCCAGCGUGGGCCCCGGACAGAACCGUUCUGCAGGGCCCAAAGUGUCCGUUUACCUGGGAGAUGUACCUGGUGGGACCAGAAUUCCCAGACUUCCUGAGGGCCUGCCAGGUUUUAAAGGCUGCAUCCGCAGCGUUCUGCUGAAGCGGAGAGCUGCUGUGCUGUCCAAACCUCGCUCUGUGCAUGGAGCGGUGGGCAUGGGAGGCUGCCCACACCCAUAGAGCCUCAUCCUCACAUUACACAGUACUGGUGGUGGGUGGGUGUCAUGCUACUGUAGCUUAUUUAAAACCGUGAUAUUUAUUUUCACAUAUAUCACAAUAUUCCAGCUUCCACAGGGUGCUGUAUUAGGAACAGCUGUGUGACUGAAUCAAGACUAAAGUCAACAAUUUGUUUAGAAAAAGCUAAAAUCAAACGCACCCUCUGGGCUGGUAACUCAUGACCUCUGAGGCGGAGACCAGUCUGACGGGGACAGCAUCCAGAAACAGCUGCUGGACUCAUGUGACCCCGGGUUUCCACGGGAGCCGUCAGCAGCACGUUACUGCAGCAGCACGUCUUGCUUGCAUGAGCUGCUACUUGGCCCUUCCCACGAGACGUGAAGCAGCAGGGGAGCAGCUGUCACCGACCGAGCACGAAGUUACACGAGUGACUUCGUCAGUAAACACAACAACAAGCAGGAGAAAACUACAACAUGGUUUGUGUUUUAUGUUCUGUCCGUUUUAUAAUCGCCAAUAUGGACCUGAAAAACAAAGGAGACUGCUAGCUAGGUGAUAACUUCUCACUGGGCCGCACAGUUAGUAAAGUUUUUAAAAAGUAAAGCAACCGGAAGGCAGUACGUUCUUUAUUCUGAAAAUCUCGAGAGCUUCUCUCCAUUUCCACGUCCGAUUUCCUGACUUUCCUUCCCCAAAAAUGUCGAACUUGACCCGUUUCAGAGGCGUUGCGCGUAGAAAAUAGAACUGGCGCGUAAAGGCUGCGACAUGCUUCUCCUGAGACGCGGCCGACGGCUCCAGUGGAAAGCCGGGGUAAGACUGAACCCGGACCAAACACACGAGGGUAGCGUGCUCGUUAUUAUUAUAAAGACCUGAAACAGAACAGUCUCAACUCCGGCUCGUGUCUGAAUAAACAUUUUUAUAACCCGAA
Messenger RNA from Nothobranchius furzeri (turquoise killifish), 14299 nucleotides. RefSeq names its product laminin, alpha 5 (gene lama5). Lineage: Eukaryota; Metazoa; Chordata; Actinopteri; Cyprinodontiformes; Nothobranchiidae. The record is from RefSeq and is a predicted model, not a curated record. Gene Ontology annotation, molecular function: signaling receptor binding. Gene Ontology annotation, biological process: regulation of cell migration; animal organ morphogenesis; tissue development.